GAAAGCCUCAGCGUGGGGACCGCUGCUUAGGGGCGGCACGCGAAGCGAAGCUGAGGCGGCGGGAGCGCCCUUUGGAGCUCAGCUCUCAGCACUUAGCCGAAAGACCACCGAAGCCGCGGCCGGUAACGCCAUGAGGCUCCCGGACCUGACACCCUGGGUCUCUCUGCUGCUGGCCGACUUGGCCUUACUCUGGCUGCUUCAGGGUACUCUGGGGACUCUGCUUCCCGGGAACCUUCCAGGCCUAUGGCUGGAGGGGGCUGUUCGAUUUGGAGGGCUGUGGUUGCUGCUGAAGCUGGGAAGGUUUCUGGGACGCGCGGGGGCUCUGCUGCCCCUACUCUGCCUGGCGAUGCCUCUGUUUCUCUCCCUGAGGGCGCUGGUCCCUGGGGCCUUGAGUGCUCCCCCCACCAGAGUGGCUUCUGCCUCUUGGAGCUGGCUGCUGGUGGGGUACGGGGCUGCAGGGCUCAGCUGGGCAGUGUGGGCUGUGCUGAGCCCUUCCGCGGCCCAGGAGAGCGACAGCGGCCAGAACAGCAAAGCCCUGAUGUGGAGGUUGCUGAGGCUCUCCAGACCAGACCUGCCUUUCCUCAUCGCGGCCUUCACCUUCCUGGUUUUUGCGGUGUUGGGUGAGACAGUAAUCCCACACUAUUCUGGUCGAGUGAUUGACAUCCUGGGAGGUGACUUUGACCAUGAUGCUUUCGUCAGUGCCAUCUUUUUCAUGUGUGUCUUCUCCUUUGGGAGCUCACUGUCUGCUGGAUGCCGUGGAGGCUUCUUCACCUACGUCAUGUCCAGAAUCAACCUGCGGGUCCGGGAGCAGCUUUUCUCCUCCCUUCUGCGCCAGGACCUCGGUUUCUUCCAGGAGACAAAGACAGGGGAGCUGAAUUCCAGGAUGAACUCGGACACCACCCUGAUGAGCAACUGGCUUCCUCUGAACGCCAAUGUGCUCUUGCGCAGUCUGGUGAAAGUGGUGGGACUGUACAGCUUCAUGCUCAGUUUGUCCCCCCGCCUCACUCUCCUAUCUCUGCUGGAUGUGCCUCUCACCAUUGCGGCUGAAAAGGUGUAUAACGUCCGCCACCAGGCGGUGCUUCUAGAGAUCCAGGACGCAGUGGCCAAGGCAGGGCAGGUGGUGCGGGAGGCUGUUGGAGGGCUGCAGACUGUACGCAGCUUUGGAGCUGAAGAGCAGGAGGUCUGCCGCUAUAAGGAGGCCCUUGAACGAUGCCGGCAGCUGAGGUGGCGCAGGGACCUGGAACGGGCCAUCUACUUACUCUUUAGGAGGAUGCUGCAGUUGGGCACGCAGGUGCUCAUGCUGAACUGUGGGCUGCAGCAGAUCCUGGGUGGGGUCCUCACCCAGGGUGGGCUGCUCUCCUUUCUGCUCUACCAAGAGAACGUGGGCCAGUAUAUACACACCCUCGUAUACACGUGUGGGGACAUGCUGAGCAACGUGGGGGCUGCGGAGAAGGUUUUCCGAUACCUGGACCGAAAGCCAAAUCUGCCUCCUCCUGGGACACUGGCCCCUCCCACAAUGCGGGGGCUCGUGGAGUUCCGGGAUGUGACCUUCGCAUAUCCUAGUAGUCCUGACCAGCCUGUGCUCAAGGGGCUGACGUUCACCCUGCGUCCUGGUGAGGUGACGGCCCUGGUGGGGCCCAAUGGGUCUGGGAAAAGCACAGUGGCUGCCCUGCUGCAGAAUCUGUACCAGCCCACCGGGGGGCAGCUCCUGCUGGAUGGGGAACCCCUCUUCCAGUAUGAACACAGCUACCUGCACCGACAGGUGACCGUGGUUGGGCAGGAGCCGGUGCUGUUCUCGGGUUCUGUGCGCGACAACAUUGCUUAUGGGCUGAAGAACUGCAGCGAGGAAAAGGUGCUGGCUGCAGUCCGGGCUGCCAAAGCGGAUGAAUUCAUAGAGGAAAUGGAGCAUGGCUUAUGUACAGAUGUAGGGGAGAGAGGGAAAGCGUUGGCUGCAGGUCAGAAACAACUACUGGCCAUUGCCCGGGCUCUUGUGCGCGACCCACGGGUCCUCAUCCUGGACGAGGCCACCAGUGCCCUGGACGUCCAGUGUGAGCAGGCGCUGCAGGACUGGAAAGGCCGUGGAGACCUGACGGUGCUGGUGAUCGCCCACCGGCUGCAGACGAUCCAGAACGCCGACAGGAUCCUGGUGCUGAAGCAGGGGCAGCUGAUGGAGCAAGCCCAGCUCAUGGAGGGGAAGGACCUGUACUCCCUACUGGUGCAGCAGCAGCAGCAACACCAGCAGGAGCCCGGGGACAUCUUCACACGGGCAUCAUCAUGACCGCGGCAGCUCCUGCCUCAGACUCUGGGGGUGCCUGAGUUGUUCCUGGAGCUGGGUUGGCUGCCUGGACCAUGUACACUUCCUCCCCCUGGCCUGAGUGCUGUCUGUAUCCAAAGACCUGGUUUUCUUGACUGGCAGUGAUUUACUUGGCCCUGAGUAGUGUAUGAUAAAUAUAUUUCAGAAUACUUUUUCCUUAAUAUAUAAAUAGCACACAUUUAUAUCGAAAAGUGAAAGUGAUCUUUGUUAUCUUAGUGACCAUGGCUACCUUUUCCCUGGAUAGCUUAUGGUUUGAGAUACAUAAUAGUUAAAAUGACAUAAAUAUUCAUGAAGCUGCCUUUUUUGUAUCCUCUCCCAUCCCCACCCGUGUCUGAUAUUUUUGGGGAAACCUGGAGUAUGACAGAAAGCACAUGGUUCUGUAAUUAACAGUGUUAGAACAUUGAUAAUAAUUACCAUGUACAGUGUCUAGUGAGUAGGAACUAUGUUCUUUUUCAUGUGUUGUCUUACUUGAUUCUUAUCCUCAAAACAAAGGAGGUUUAUAUUAUCUUAUUUAAUCCUUAUCCUAAAAACUAAAGUCAUUUUAUAGAGAGGAAACUGAAUUCAAAGAGAUUAUAUAACUUUCUCAAGGUCAUACAAUGGAGAAGUUGGAAUUUGAAACCAGGCCUAACCCCAGAACUCAUGCCCUCACCCAAUAAGUUACAUUGCCUCUUGUGUUCCUAAUCUGUAAUUCAUCUGAUCUAAUCAGAUCAAAUAAAAUUUUUUUAUUUCUAG
Molecule: messenger RNA, 3046 nt
Organism: Condylura cristata (star-nosed mole)
Lineage: Eukaryota; Metazoa; Chordata; Mammalia; Eulipotyphla; Talpidae
Gene: TAP2
Product: transporter 2, ATP-binding cassette, sub-family B (MDR/TAP)
Exons: 12
Coding region: 131-2278 (715 amino acids)
Biological process (GO): antigen processing and presentation of endogenous peptide antigen via MHC class I; peptide transport; transmembrane transport
Cellular component (GO): TAP complex; endoplasmic reticulum membrane
Molecular function (GO): ABC-type oligopeptide transporter activity; ATP hydrolysis activity; ATP binding
Source: RefSeq, a predicted model, not a curated record